GCAUGCCCGGUGGGGGCGGCCCUCGGUGCGCGCGGCGGCGAUGAGGCUGGGGCGCGCCGCCGUGUGGAACGCCAGGGCCGCGCUGGUCUACUCGCUGGGCGCCUGGACCACGCUGGGCGCCCUCAUCUACUACGGCCGCGUGGAGAAAGGCGGCACCGGCACCGAGAACGAAAAUGAUCCUGAGGCAAAGCAAGGGCCCCGGAAGGAAGUAUACACUAAGGAAUAUCCUUUUGGAUUGACAGUGACAACAGAAAUAACAUACAAAGAGGUUCAGCCUCCUCUUACUCGGCUGUUCAGGCGUGUGGUAUCAUUCUUUGUUCCUAAUGACGACCCUCCUUCUGAAAAGUGAGCUGUUCAGAAGCUCAGAAUGUUGUGCUGGACCUCUGAGAACAUCAUCCCAGUGCCUGGCACCAGACCACUGCUGGAAAACUGUCCCCUGCAUUGCUGAAACAGCAGCUCUGCCCCGCUGGUGUGAAGUUGCUUUCCCAGCUGGUGUGCAGGAUAUACCCAGGUGAUCCAGGCUGUACCCUGGAUGGCUCCUCAGCUGGGCAGCUCUGAAAUGGAUACUUUGGGAAGGAUGAGUAAAUGGGAAGGAAUGUGGUUUAAUGUUUUAGUUACCGAAGUUUUUAAUGGUCCUUCAAAUAAAAACUUAUGAGAGAUGAGU
Lonchura striata (white-rumped munia) is the source of this 664-nucleotide messenger RNA. It is a transcript of the gene SMIM26, whose product is annotated as small integral membrane protein 26. NCBI's taxonomy places the organism in Eukaryota, Metazoa, Chordata, Aves, Passeriformes, Estrildidae. The record is from RefSeq and is a predicted model, not a curated record.